AGGCGCCCUGAUUACGUUAGGCUCUACCUUGUAUCCGUUCUGUCCUAUGAUAAUACAAAGUUGCAAUUGGCUGUUCUUGACACUCAAAAAGGACACCAUCGAAUAAACAGUGGUCAAAUUAACAUCAAGGAUCCAUUUGUUCUAAAGGAGCUCGGUGAAUUGUCGAAGAAGUACGCAAUAAAAAAGCAACUGUUAAAUCAAACUGUAGAAAAGAGCGAAGAAUGCAUGGCUUUGAGUAUUGACAUUGUCGAAAUUCUUAAAAAAGCAAUUGAUGAGUGUACCACUAUGCUAUCCAAGGAUGUUAACGUUACAGCUAGUGGCCCCAAUAUUCGGAUGUCUAUUAAAGCACCAUUUUGUGACACUAUCGUCGAUCUGUCCUUUUGUUUUGAAGAGUCGUGUUCUGAAAAUGGAAGAUGUGUAGCUGUUCCGAAAAUUCCAAAGUCAACUUCAAUGGAUUCGAAAUUGAAAUGUUCACUGGGGGAUGCACCAAUCGAUUGUCAUUGGUCACUAGAAAUGUGCGAUCACCCAUUGGAAAGCAAACGACGUCUACCCGAGGAGGAUCCGAAUGUGAAGCUUCUUGUUGUGUUGAAGUUCUUAUCACAUCCUCCACUCGACUACCGCAUUCUCAAAACAAUGAUUAUGCAGCACUUAUUGAGCUGUUCCGAGGGUCAUGCGACGCUUGCAACGUGUCUUCGGGGCAUCAUCCAAGAACUUUAUACCAAUUAUUACCUUUUCUUCGUAUGCAAACACACACAAUUAGCUCCAAUAACGCCAUAUUGUGAUAUAGAUUUCCCGGAAGUUGGGGUUAUCACAUCAGUUGACAAACGAACGAUGGUUCGUCUGUGUGUUGUAUCGUAUCUUAUUGAAACAGUGUGGAAACGAGAAGAUUGGAAAGAUGUCGUUUUUACAGAGCCAUUUUGGUUAGAUUACACAACAUUACAUAACGACGAGAGACUUUCGAGAAAAACCAUCAUGAGGGAUGUUACAAAAGUCGUGAUGAACGAGUUGAAACAUUUGUUUUAUCGGAACUAGAAAACAUGAAUGACAAAUGACACAGUCUGUGAUAUUGCAGAAAUGAUUUUUAAAUCUAAAAUUUUUAGAAUUACUACAUUUAAUGCAAUAUGUAAACGGAAUGGGUUAAAAGUGCAGAUCUUAACCAUUUUUGAAUUUCCGUUUAGGAAACUUCAGUGAGGUCCUGUUCAGAUCAUGUUGUCUUCUAAACUAUUUUUUCGCAAACAUGUACUUUUUCUUAAACAUAUGAUACUGACACAAGUUUGUGAUAAAAAUGUCGUUUGAAUUCUCCCUACAACGCGUGUAUAGUGCAAAAGGAAAAGUGGUACAUUCAAGAUGUCAUCAUUUUGUUACCGAAACGGUCCGUUUUGGUAACAAGCGUAAUCGAGUGGAGCACCAGUGAGCAGUUUUGAAAAUCAUAAUCAUGAUGAUUAACAAUUGACACUAUCAUUCAAAGAAGCAUGUCCAUGAUUUGAUACUACAGGUAUAUACUGUUAUAUCAGGCCUACAUGUAACCGUAAAACCUCUUUUAACUCCAAUGUCCCUGUACAUACGUGAUAUACAUUGUACAAUAUGAACAAAUACAAGAGAAACUGUGAAGUGGACUAUAUUAAUCCAAGGCUUGGUGUAAUAUUUGAAAAUAGAAUACUUCUUCAAUCAGAUGAAUAAAGAUGGCGACUUUGUUAAACAACUCAACAAAUUAUUAAACUUUACAUAUAGGUUUAAAGAGGUCGACACCGUUAUGAGG
Messenger RNA from Owenia fusiformis, 1759 nucleotides. Lineage: Eukaryota; Metazoa; Annelida; Polychaeta; Sabellida; Oweniidae. The record is from the annotation of a GenBank genome assembly.